This is a messenger RNA of Eimeria acervulina, 487 nucleotides long. RefSeq lists its product as hypothetical. The annotation marks the transcript as partial. NCBI's taxonomy places the organism in Eukaryota, Apicomplexa, Conoidasida, Eucoccidiorida, Eimeriidae. Gene Ontology annotation, biological process: regulation of transcription by RNA polymerase II. Gene Ontology annotation, cellular component: piccolo histone acetyltransferase complex. The transcript is spliced from 5 exons. The record is from RefSeq and is a predicted model, not a curated record.
AUGGAUGCACUUGAAAAGACAGCACAUGCACGCGGAGGCAGCGAACAGUCUGUAUCUCCCGAUGACGCUGCGAGAAUUGCUGCACACGAGCUGCAGUUGGGGCUGCAUGCAGUCAUUUCAAAACAAGUGCAUGCGCACUGGCAGCGCCGACGUCAGCGACUGCAGAAGCCGCUGCUGCGACAUCUGUGGCCGCAGCCUUCAGCAGCAGAUUCUUCUCCUCUUGCUGUCUUCAGACCUCGAGUAGGGCGGGAGAAGAUGACUCUAAGAAAACAAAAACGAGUUGGUAGAGACUCUCUCAUCCGCGCUGAGAAGCUUCUCGAUGACUGCAGGCUAGUAGAGAAGGUGCUGCGCCGCAUGCGCACAAGAGACGAGAAGAAGGAGCACUUGCUGGAGGUGCGAAGCCUGAUGUUUGAACAACAGCGCUUCGAGCUGACAGACCCUCUAUACUCUCAUCCUCUUUGGCCUCAAUUAAGAGAUAAAAUAAGAG